AUGGCUUUGUCCCCCUGGUGCUUCUGGCUGCUGCUGCUGCAACCUCUGCCCCAAGCGGGAGUAGCCCCGGAAGGGCACAGGGUCCUGGUUCUAGACCUCAUCUCCUUCCUGAUGCUGGAGGGCGGGCAGCGGUCUGGUGGCUCAGUCCUGUCCAGCUUUCCAGCAGGCCUGAGGUGGCAGGAGGACGUGAAGUCUCUGGUGAGGAGCGUGCUGGUGGAGCUGGAGUCCCUGGGGAUCCUGCCUACGUUCAGGAGUUCCCCCCUCCGGGCCCUGUGGCAGAGCCACGGCAGCAGGAGCCAGAUUUCUGGCUUUCUGUACAACAUCUCCACGCACCUCGAGAAGCAGGAGCUGGAGGAACUGGGGGCCAUGCCCUGGGGGAGCCUGCUGCAGCACCUCCUAUCUCAGCCCUCCCCGAACCCCGCUCUGCAGCUGAGGGAUGUCCUGAUCUCACUGAGGGGCAGCCAUGACUGGGACAUGCUCUUGAGCCUCAUCCACAGCCUGCUGAGUCUCUUCAGCAGAGACCAGACCCUGCUCCUCUUCCUGCAGCAGAACAGGGCGCGGCUUAGCAGCCUGGGGGAGGCUCUGGCCCAGGCGCUGCUCACUGGGGUGCUGGGCCAGGGCAGCCCUGGCUUGCAGGGCACUGAUUGCAUCCUGACAGGCCGUAGGAACUGCAGCUCCAGCACAGACUGGGUGUCACAACUGCUGAAGCUCUUUGAAGGCACUAGCUGGAAGCCAAGGGUCCGUCUUCAGCCUGCAGGCCCCGUCCUGGCUUCUGAACGCUUUAAACCCUUCCGCGUGGUGUCCGGGGCCAUCCAAGAGCUGAACCCCAAUGCCAGCAGCCUCCUGCAGCUCUCCCGGACCAAGCAGCCAGGGCUGGACUCUGAGGGGGGCUCUGCAGAUACCCUCUGGGGGGCCCUGGAGGAGGCCAAGCAGCACUUCCUGCGGAGGAUGGGCCGAUCACUCUACCCCAGCUUCAGGAGGAAGGUCUCGCGUGUGACGGGUUUGCUGGUGGACAAGAUCUCGGUGGCCCUCGGCGUCCCUCAGUCGGAUCGAGAGGGGAAGUGCUCUGUAGGGACCCUGCAGCAGCUUCUGCUGUGGGGCAUCAGGCAUAACAUCAGCUGGAACGCCCGGACCCUGGGGUUCAAGUCUAGGACCUUUCUAUCUCCUCCACCAAUCCUGAGCUGCAUGCAGCCUGCCCGCAAGCCCCCCCAAGUCACAAAGAGGGCAUCUGGAGGCACCUGGGGUGCAUCCUGGCCCUCAGCUGAGGUUCUGGAGUCUGCUUGCAAUGACACUAUCCCAAGCCUCCCUGGCAUCUCCAACUUCACUGUAUAUCUUUACUGCAGCCUAUUCAAUGGCUCAGACAGCUCCAGCCAGCCUCCUUCAGACCUCGGGGCUGCAUGCUCCAGUUCCGCCUGGUAUUUCUCCUCCCCCAGUGGGGACUCCAUGUGGGUGAGGACAUGCAGGGAGUACUUCCCUGGCCAGUUCAACACCACAGUCUGCAGCAAUGCCUCCCUGCUGCAGCUGCCCAGUCCCAACCAGCCUCUGAUGGAAAAGUUGUGUGCCAACCUCUCCCCACCCCCCAAAGGUGACAGCUGUCUAGACGGGCUGCCUGGGGCCCCCUGGAGCCAGGAGGAUUUUUGGAGCUGCUUUCUGGAAAACCGGACUCUCUGGACUCAGUGGCUGUGCACCAAUGAGAGCCUGCAGGCGGUGCCCACAAAUAGCAGCACCUGGAUCUCCAGACUCUGCCGCAGCCACCAGCUCCAGACAAAGACACUGAACUCCUCGCUGCUCAGGAACUCUGAUCCCUGCAAUUUCCAUGCCUGGAGCCUCCAGGCGCUCAGGAACGCUAGCCUGGUGGAGCAGUGCUGGGAGGUGAACCCUGCUCGCUUCCAGGAGCUGGUGUGUGAGAAUUCCUCCUUCCUCCAGUCUUUGGUGUCUUCCCACCACUGGCUCAUGGAUCACUGCCUGGACUCCCUGCAGAAUGAGCAGUGCUUCCUGCAGCGCCUCCUGGACAUCCUGCCUAUUUCCUCUCAUGUGGACGCAUCUUGGCUCUGCCGGGACCCUGCGUCCUACCUGCUGGGGCUGGUGUCCCAGCUCACGCACUGCGAGGAGGAGACUUCCCGCUGGAUCCUCAGCAUGAACUAUCUCCUGCACCUGCUGGACUUCACCCUGCCCUCCUCCGAGCUGGACGAGGUGGGGCAGGCAGCGAGGGACCAGCUGAGUGAGGCCAUCCUGCUCUCCAGUCUCCUGGACAACGGCUCCUUCUGGGCCUUGCUAAAGGUGAACUCCUCCCUGAGCAUCCUGCAGGCCGUGGGCCAGUACCUCCGGCAGGAGCAUGACGCCUUCUUCAAGAAAGAGCUGCUGAGCUGCUUCAGUCCUGUGCUCUGGGAUCUGAUCCAAAGAGAAGAGGGUGCCCCGGCGCUGGAAGUCCUUGUGCAGGAAUACCUGCAGAUGCCACAGGAAAAUUUCCAGCAGCUGCUGCUGUCAGCGGAGAGCGAGGCAGUGCAGCGUUUCCUGUCCCUGCUGCACCGCUCCUGGCCCCGGCUGCAGGUUCCCAUGUCGGAUGAGCAGGCGCUGCAGUCUCUCGCCUCGCGGCUGAUGGGCCGGUUCCCCCAGCUCACUCCGCAGCUCUUUGUUGACCUGUCACAGUUCAUGCCGUUCAUGGCCGUGUCCGACAUCAUGAGAGUCCCGCCUGCCCUGCUGGCCAAUGAGACCGUGCUGGGGAUCCUUGCUUGCUAUCUGAGCCUGGAAGAGCUGCAGGUCCUGGCCCCGCUGCGUGACCCCUGGGGGCCGGUGGAGCAGAGCUUGCUGGCAUGCGCUGCCAAUGGAGUGCUGAGCCAGCACGGGCGGGUUGCCUACGCGCUGGCGGAUUUGUUGCGUUCUGCCAACCUGGCUGCUGUCGGGCCGCAGGAGCUGCAUGCCUGGCGAGGCAUCUUUCCGGAGCUAGGGGUGAGGUUCCUGCAGCGCCUGUCAGCCACGCAGGUCAGGGCUCUCCUUCCAGAGCUGCAGGCUGCACACCUGACACCUGCCCAGGCGUCUGUGCUGCUCACGCAGGCUGUGCGGACCGAGAACGUGACGGAGGGUGUGGCGAGCAGCUUGUGCCCCCUGCUGCCAGGCCUUGGGCCUGAGUCCCUCCAGGCCAUUCCCACUCCCACCCUGGCCCAGGGGUGUGAAUGCCUGGCCACCGCUCUGCCUCUGCUCUCGGCCCCCCAGAAGGCAGCCCUGCUGCAGAGGCUCAGCCGUGAGCAGCAGGGCUGGAGCAUCUGGCCAGACUCUCUCCUGCCCUUUGUGCCUCUCAAACUCCUGCACCUGGACGCAGCGACUCUGCUGGGGCAGAGGGGCCAGUUCUGGGAGCUGCCCUGGUCCCAGCAGCAGGCCCAGUUCCUCUGGAGGAAGGUUGAAGCGGGCACCAACGUGAGCCAGGAUACGAUUCGGGCGCUGGGGACUCUGGCAGCUGGCAUGGGCUGUGCCCGCCUGCAGCAGUUCAGUCGGAGGGCGGAUUUCCUGGGGGUUCUCCGGGUUCUCUAUGCGUGUCCCAGCAGCCUGCCUGGGAGCCUGAGGUGGUGUGUCUGGGAGGAAGUCCGCAGGCGGUCAGGACUCUCCAGGGAGGAGCUGGUGUGGCUGGGACCCAAGUUCCUCGUGGAUUUACCGGUGAAGCUUGUAGACAAACUGCCCAACGACUUGGUCAGGCUGAUUCUAGACUAUGUGAACAGCCACCCCCAGAGCCUGCUGGUGCUACCGCCCCACCGCAGGGCUGCCCUGGCCCACAGGGCCCUGCACCUCCUGCGAGCGCCGGCCGAGACUGAGAUCCCAGGUGAGGUGCUGGACCUUCUGGGCCCACUGCUGGGGUUCCUGGGCCAGGAGGCUGCUGCCCGCAUCCAACCCGAGAGCCUGCUGCUGCACCUGGAGAUGCUGCAAGGGGCCUGCCUGGCGGAGGGGUUUGCUGAGGAGCUGGGGAGGCUGCUGCUGACGGAGCGGGUGCUGGGCCCACCGCAGCGCUGGAGCCUCCUGGAUGUGCAGCAGCUGGGACGCCUGGUGUUCCUGCUCCCGGUGGAGAGCAUCCGGCUCAUCCCGAGGGAGGUGUGGAGCAGAGACACCCUGGAGCAGCUGCUGCAGAGCCAGCAGGAGUGGGAGCAGAGCAAGCCAGGCCGGCUGUGCCAAUCCCCUGGUGCCCAGGAAAGCUUGAGGAGCCGGAAGGAGGCACUGGUGGCCUGGCUGGUGAGGAGUAGCCCGGUGGGGGCACAAGACCCUGUUCCCAGCUGCGCUGACAUGCGCACCACCUACCCUGCAGCCUGGAGCGCAGCACAGAUCGCCAGCAUGGCCCCAUCCCACUUUAAGGGCUGCCUGGGUCUCAUCAGUCAGGACCCUGCACUCUCGCCCGAGCAGCUCUGUGCUGCUCUGGGCAAAGCCAAGCAGCUGUUUGGAACCGCCCAGCCCCUGCAGCCGGUUCAUGUCCUGCAGCUGGGCCUACUGGCCACCCAGCUGAGCAUGCAGGAGCUGCAGGAGCUGGAGCUCUCCAACUGGGGGGCCCUCUCUGUCCUGGGGGUCCUGGAAGGCUGGGCAGCAAGACAGAUGCGAGCCAUAGUCUCCAGCUUUCUGCGCCAGAGUGGGAUGAGUGUGCAGGGCCUGGCACUCCCAGAGCUGGCUGCCCUCGGCCACCUCCUGUGCGGUCUCCGUGCUGACGAGAUGCGGAUGCUGAACAGCCAGGAGUUCAGCCAGGCUGCCCCGUUCGUGGGCUCCCUGAGGCUUGGCUGCUCUGAGAGGCAGCUGGAGACACUGGCUGAGCUGCUGACGUCCCACUCUGCGUUUGGCCCCGUUAGCAGCUGGGGCCCCGAAAUCUUCACUGAGAUCGGAACACUGGCAGCUGGGCUCCAGGACAUCGCCCUGUCCUCACUCAUCCCCGAGCAAAUUCGGGCGCUGACCCCGCUGGCCAUCGCGGGGAUCCCCGCACCCAAAUUCACUGUGGUUUUCAGCCCAGCCCAGCUACUGGGCUUCACCAGUGCCCAGGCCUCAGCCGUGACCCCCCAGCAGCGCGAGCUGCUCAGCGCCCAGCAGAGGCAAGCAGUGGCCAGUGCCCAGGUUGAGGGGCAGGGCGCCCAGGAUGGUAGAGGCAGGAAUCACGCCCGGUGCCAUCCUGGCCCCAGUGCCCUGGCACUGCUCUGUCUGAUGUACAGCUUUGGGUGA
Messenger RNA from Chelonoidis abingdonii (Abingdon island giant tortoise), 5184 nucleotides. NCBI's taxonomy places the organism in Eukaryota, Metazoa, Chordata, Testudines, Testudinidae. The record is from RefSeq and is a predicted model, not a curated record.